ACCGGGUCCCUCUGGGAUUGUUGAGGGAGGUGCUGCGGGAGUAUGGGGUUCCAGACUCGUAUCCUGUCUCUGUACGCCUGCAGUAAGAGCUGUGUUCUGAUUCUCAGCAUUAAGUCAGACACGUUCCCGGUGGGCGUUGGCCUCCGCCAGGGCUGCCCUUUAUCACCGGUCCUGUUUGUGAUUUUCAUGGACAGGAUAUCUAGUCGCAGCCUGGGGGUGGAGCAGGUCAGAUUUGGGGAUCUCGGGAUCGCCUCUCUUCUGUUUGCAGAUAAUGUGGUCCUGUUAGCAUCCUCGGAUUGUGACCUCUGGCAUUCACUGGGGCGUUUUGGCAGCCGAGUGUGAAGCGGCAGGGAUGAGAGUCAGCACCUCCAAAUCUGAGGCCAUGGUGCUCUGCCGGAAACCGGUGGAUUGCUCCCUCCAGGUGGGGACAGAGUGCCUACCCCAGGCGAAGGAGUUAAAGUGUCUCUGGGUCUUGUUCACGAGUGAGGGUAAGAUGGAGCAGGAGAUCGACAGGCCGAAUCGAUGCGGCUGCAGCAGUAAAACAGGCGAUGCACCGGACCCUCUUGGUGAAGAGGAGCUCAGCUGAAAGGUAAAGCUCUCAAUUUACUGGUCGGUCUACGUUCCAACCCUCAACUAUGGUCACGAACUUUGGGUAGUGACCGAAAGAACAAGGUCGCGAAUACAAGCGGCCAAAAUGAGUUUCCACCGUAGGGUGGCCGGGUUCAGCCUGAGUGAUAAGGUAAGGAGCUCGGACAUCAGGAGGGAGCUUAGAGUCGAGCCGCUACUCCUUCGCGUCUAAAGGAGUCUGCUCAGGUGGUUCAGGCAUCUGAUUCGGAUGCCUCCUGGACGUCUCCCUUUAGAGGUUUUCCAGGCACGUCCAACUGGGAGGAGACCCUGGGGAAGACCCAGGACACGCUGGAGGGAUUACGUCUCCCGGCUGGCCUGUGAACGCCUCGGGAUCCCCCGGAAUGAGUUGGAAAAUGUUGCGGGUGAGAGGGAAGUCUGGGUCAGCCUGCCAGGUCUGCUGCCCCCAAGACCCGACCCCAGAGUGGUACCACCAUGACCUGACCCGCCAUGCCGCAGAGGCCCUUCUCUUGUCCAAUGGGAUCGAUGGAAGUUAUCUCCUGAGAAACGGUAACGAGGGGCCAGACUGCUUUGCCCUGUCCGUCAGGGCGAAGGAUUCUGUGAAGCAUUUUCAUGUGACGAGCAAAGACAACGGUUAUCUGUUUGGGAUCAACCAGUUUGCAACCCUUCAGGACUUUGUCAACCACUUUGCUAACCAGCCUCUGCUGGGCAGUGACACAGGAACCCUGAUUGUGCUGAAGUGUCCGUACCCAUGGCGCGUGGAGGAGCCAUCCAUCUACGAGUCUGUUCGGGUUCACACGGCCAUCCAGACGGGCCGCACGGAGAACGAUCUGGUACCCAACGCACCGUCGCUGGGCACGAAGGAAGGCUAUCUGGUGAAACAGGGAGCCAUUGUGAAGAGCUGGAAGCCGAGGUGGUUCACACUGAACACAUAUGAACUCAAAUACUUCAAAGACACAAUGUGUGAAGAGCCCAUUCGAACCCUCGACCUGAGAGCCUGCUCUGCAGUCCAAUUUGACUACUCUCAGGACCGAGUCAAUUGUUUCUGCCUGGUGUUUCCUGAGAGGACGUUUUAUCUCUGUGCAAAGACGGGUGUGGAGGCAGACGAGUGGAUCAAGAUCCUGAGGUGGAAGCUGACACAGACACUCAAAGGCCGAUGACUGCUGACGGAAAGAAUCCUCUGGUUCAUAGAGGACGUCACAUCCGCUGGAUGAGGAAUACCGAAAAAAAGAAAUGGGCUACACAAUAGCCAAUCAGAAAAAAAUCCUGUAUCUGUUGUAUCUGGGUAAGAUUUAAUCCAGCAACCAAUGAAAAUAAAGCAUCCUGGAAUUACGCGCGACUGACUGAUAUCCGAAAAUUUCGUUCUGCAGAGGGGCGGGGGGGUGAUGGAAAUGUCACUCUUGCCUGUCUUCAAAACUUGUGAGCCCUGCUUUGACCAUAUUAUAUGUAAUGACAAUCUAUAUUAUUUCAUUACCGUACAUGUUUUCGGCGCAAGUUUAGCUGUUAAUCAGACCAGUUCAGAGUUGUGGUCAGGACAAUCAAAAGACCGUAGUUAUAAAAGCUUUGGGUUUAAACGACGGGGAUGUGGUGUGGCGACUAAAACAAAUGUCUUGUCUUUAAUUAAAGGGAGAGUGGCCAUUGGCUCAGACUC
Messenger RNA from Pseudoliparis swirei, 2236 nucleotides. It is a transcript of the gene dapp1, whose product is annotated as dual adaptor of phosphotyrosine and 3-phosphoinositides. The transcript has 9 exons. The coding region runs from base 969 to 1745 and encodes 258 amino acids. The record is from RefSeq and is a predicted model, not a curated record. NCBI's taxonomy places the organism in Eukaryota, Metazoa, Chordata, Actinopteri, Perciformes, Liparidae.